This is a messenger RNA of Glycine soja, 3736 nucleotides long. Its product is annotated as probable alpha,alpha-trehalose-phosphate synthase [UDP-forming] 9. Gene Ontology annotation, cellular component: cytosol. Gene Ontology annotation, molecular function: catalytic activity. The record is from RefSeq and is a predicted model, not a curated record. Gene Ontology annotation, biological process: trehalose biosynthetic process. Bases 699 to 3296 code for a protein of 865 amino acids. NCBI's taxonomy places the organism in Eukaryota, Viridiplantae, Streptophyta, Magnoliopsida, Fabales, Fabaceae. The transcript has 5 exons.
ACUAUUUUUUGCUUCUCUUUUCUGACUUUCUUUCUAAUCCGUUGUCUCCGACAGCAUCCUUUGUUGAACGAAAACACCUUUCUAUUCUCCAGUUUGACAAAAAACAGUGGCACCCAAACCAAACGGAACCUCGUCGGAUACAAAAUUCCCAACAUAUUUGUUUUUCUUCAUUUUCCACCUUAAUAAUAAUAAUAAUAAUAAUAAUACCUCCUGUUGUUGUUAUUAUUAAUAUUAUUUUUCUUUUUUGGGUCGGUUUAGAUUUUAGAAUCCUUACCAUGAUAAAAACUCCUACAAAAUCUCACCAGUUUCGAACCUAACACACUUAUGACUUAUCCCAUAUUUCGUAUUUAUCUCGAAACAAUCUUUCUUAUUUUCUUUUUGCUAACAAUUUUUUUCAUUCAUUGCAAGUUCUUUUCAACAAUUCGAGUUCACAGCUGUAUAUUCUCGCUUUUGUUGUUUCAGUAGUACAUACAUAUCGAAGAAAAGCUCUUGUUGGUUGUUGAGAUAGCGAAGAAGAAUUGGACGAUCAAAGAUCGUAUAUGAACAGGCAUUCUUGAGAUUAAUUGCUUGUGUCUGAGAUAAGUCCAGGUACUGCAUUUCUUUGGGUUAAUUAUACAAGAUAUUUUUAGUUCUGGGUACCUGUUCCUACAAAAGACUAUACUUAUAAAUAUCUUCAAAAACUGGGAAUUGAAGUAAAGAUGGUGGCCAGGUCAUGCUUGAAUUUGUUGGAUUUGGUAUCAGGGGAUAUGCUAAAUUUCCCUCAGACCCCCAGAUCUCUUCCGCGAGUUAUGACUGAUCCAGUAAUCAUGUCUAGUGGAGAUGGUAAACAAAGUAAUGAUGAUGAUUCAGGUGUUUUCUCAUCAGAAUACCGUCGCAAGAUAAUUAUAGUAUCAAAUUCUCUUCCUCUCAAUGCAAAAAGGGAUAAAGUAUCUGGCAAAUGGUGCUUCAGUUACGACGAGGAUUCAAUUUUUUGGCAGUUAAAGGAUGGUCUCUCACCUGAGGCUGAUGUUGUUUAUGUGGGAUCUCUCAAGGCUGAUGUUGAUGCAAAUGAGCAAGAGAAAGUUUCCCUUCAGUUGCUGGAGGAAUUCAAUUGCGUGCCUACUUUUAUUCCUUCAGACCUCUACAAACAAUUCCAUGAUGGUUUCUGCAAGCAACAAUUGUGGCCCCUAUUCCAUUACAUGUUGCCCAUGUAUCCAGGCAAUCGCCGCUUUGAUAGGUCACAGUGGCAGGCUUAUGUUUCUGCUAACAAGAUAUUUGCAGAUAAAGUCAUGGAGGUCCUUAAUCCAGAAGAUGAUUAUGUAUGGGUUCAUGAUUAUCAUCUUAUGGUCCUUCCAACAUUUCUGCGAAAGCGGUGUAGUCGAGUCAGGCUUGGUUUUUUCCUCCACAGUCCAUUUCCUUCAUCGGAAGUUUAUAAAACUCUGCCUGUCAGAGGUGAAAUUUUGAAAGCAUUGCUUAAUGCAGAUUUAGUUGGUUUCCACACCUUUGAUUACGCUCGCCAUUUUCUCUCCUGCUGCAGGCGAAUGCUUGGCUUGGAACAUGAAUCUAAGAGGGGUUACAUAGGGCUUGAAUACUUUGGCCGUACAAUAUUCAUUAAAAUAUUGCCUCCGGGGAUUCACAUGGGUCGACUUCAAUCUACCUUAGAUCACCCUUCCUCUUCCAACAAAGUCAGAGAAAUCCACCAACAAUUUAAGGGGAAAAAGCUUAUAGUUGGUGUUGAUGAUAUGGACUUAUUCAAAGGUAUCGGUUUAAAAUUCUUGGCCAUGGAGCAACUCCUGCAGCAAUAUCCAGAACAGCAAGGUGAAUUAAUAUUGAUCCAAAUUUUAAAUCCCCCAAGUAGUUCUGACAAAGAUGUUGAGGAUGCAAAGGAGGAGGCCUACAUUUCAGCCAAAAGGAUAAAUGAAAGGUUUGGUUUGGAAGGUUAUGAACCUAUCAUCAUCAUUGAUCGCCAUGUUCCUUUCUACGAGAAGGCAGCCUAUUAUGCUUUGGCAGAAUGUUGCAUUGUGAAUGCAGUGCGUGAUGGUUUGAAUUUGGUUCCUUACAAGUACACUGUGUGUAGGCAGGGAAGUUCUAAACUGGACGAAGCUUUAGAAAUCGCUUCUGACUCCCCACGUGUAAGCGCACUUGUCGUUUCUGAGUUUAUAGGUUGCUCACCAUCUCUUAGUGGGGCAAUAAGGGUAAACCCGUGGGAUAUUGAUGCAGUAGCUGAAGCACUAAAUUUGGCAAUCACAAUGCCUGAUGGAGAGAAGCAGCUUCGACAUGAAAAGCACUAUCGGUAUGUUAGUUCUCAUGAUGUGGCAUACUGGGCUCGAAGCUUCGAGCAAGAUCUAGUGUUCUCGUGCAAGGAUCAUUAUAAUAACCGAUGCUGGGGCUUUGGCUUUGGCCUGAACUUCAGAAUUUUGUCCCUAUCUCCUAGUUUCAGGAGGCUAUCCAUAGACCACAUUGUCCCUGCAUAUGAAAGGAGCAGUUGCAGGGCAAUCUUUUUGGAUUAUGAUGGUACGGUUGUGCCUCAGGCUUCCAUUGUUAAACCCCCCAGUCCUGAAGUCAUAUCUGUGCUAAAUAAUAUAUGCAGUGAUGUUAGAAACACUGUGUUUAUUGUUAGUGGCAGGGGAAAAACCUCACUGAGUGAAUGGUUUGAUCAGUGUGAGAAUCUUGGUAUAGCAGCUGAGCAUGGUUAUUUCAUAAGGUGGGGUAAACAUACUAGUUGGCAAAUGAGUCAUGCAGAUACAGAUUUUGCAUGGAAAAAGAUUGCUGAACCUGUGAUGAGAUCUUAUAUGGAGGCUACAGACGGCUCCUCUGUAGAGACCAAAGAGAGUGCCUUGGUAUGGCAUUACCGUGACGCCGAUCCUGAUUUCGGAUCUUGGCAAGCCAUGGAGCUGCUGGAUCACCUUGAAAAUGUACUUGCAAAUGAGCCUGUAGUUGUCAAAAAGGGACAACACAUUAUUGAAGUCAAGCCUCAGGGCAUUACUAAAGGGUCAGUUGCACAGGAAGUUCUUUCUUCCCUAACCAAGAAGGGUAAAUCGCCAGAUUUUGUACUGUGCAUUGGUGAUGAUAGAUCUGAUGAGGACAUGUUUGAGAGCAUAUUAGCCAAACCUUAUAGUACUACCUCAUCCUCAGCACCACAAAUCUUUGCAUGCACUGUUGGACAAAAACCGAGCAAAGCUAGGUACUACCUAGAUGACACUGUCGAUGUGAUGGCAUUACUUGAGGGUCUUGGUGCUACUUCAGGGCCUAAAUCAAGAUAUUCUACAGAAACCCCUUUUGAGAAAAGAGAAGUAUGUUUUGAGAAUGAUGUUUAAAAAGUACACUUUAGGCACCAGGAUAGGAUAAAGGCACAAUUUUGAUGGUUGUUUUUGAAAAGAUGUACAAAAGCAGGAUUUAAGGAAAAUAGCUUUAAAUCUGACUUUUGAUUGUAAAGAAUGUUGGUAGCAGCAGCUUUAGGUCUCAGAAACUGAGCACAGGGGAUUAGAGUGAUUGGUUUUUAUUGGUUGGUGGGGGCAAUUGGAUGCAUCUGUUGGCUUUAGCUGUAGCUUUUAAAGGAUACUCAAUAUAUUAACAGAUACAAAAUCUAGGCAUUCUUCCCGGGUGAGAAUUUAUUGGUUGGUUGUAUAUUUGAACUCGUUGGGUUUAUAUUAUACAUGGAUGUCAUUCAGAAUCUCAUAUCAUCAUUUGUAAACUAUUUUUCGGUUUGUGAGAUGGGGGUCUCUGAAUACCAUUCAGCGUCAGCUCUUUUUUUUUU